Messenger RNA from Halteromyces radiatus, 1639 nucleotides. RefSeq lists its product as uncharacterized. The record is from RefSeq and is a predicted model, not a curated record. The coding region runs from base 97 to 1569 and encodes 490 amino acids. NCBI's taxonomy places the organism in Eukaryota, Fungi, Mucoromycota, Mucoromycetes, Mucorales, Cunninghamellaceae. The transcript has 2 exons.
UUUUUUUUGGUUUGCUCCUCUUCCCUUCUUUACACUCCUAUUAUAUCAUCAUAUCAACUCAAUUACUUCCUUUUAUAUAUUUAUAUAAUUAUUCUGAUGAAUACUCCUCCACCUGAAAGUGAAUUCCCAAAACUGGAACCAAUACCAUCACUUUCUAUGCCUGUUAUACCUCCAACUUCACCUCCAACUAAUAUAUCUCGACCAAGACGUCAUACUAUUACUCGACCUGAUAUUACCCUAUUUAAUGACUCUGAUGAUGAAAACGAAGACCAAGCUUUAGAGCGAAUAUCUGGAAUGUUAUCCAAUCUUAUUCAAGAAGCAAACCAAGCUGUUCAAGAUACCACUCAUUCACAACAAUUUAUUCGACCUUCAACUUAUCAACGGCAAUCUCGAUUAUUAAGGUCUCUACCACGAAAUAUGACUUCAUCCUCCAAAACUAUUUCUCGAUUACCUCGUCCAACUCGUUCUUCAAUACAAUUUCAUGAUCGACACUCUAGUAUUUCUUCCUCCGCCUCAUCAGUUUCAUUAUUCUCACCUGAUCUACCUGUGGAAUCACCAACAACAGCAUCAUCGGUGGAACAACAACAACAACAACAACAUCAAGAUUUUAAUAAGGAUUAUAAUUCAGUAUCGCCUUCACCAUCCCUUCCUCUUCCCGAUACUUGUGUUGAACAAUACGAUAAUGAACAGUUGCAUCAUGACGACAGUACGCAACAGUCACGAAAUACAAUACAACAUACUAGAUUUGAUGACCCUUUGAUGGAAUCAUUCCGACGUUUGGAUUCUUCUAUGGCAUUGGUAGAUUCUCUUUCUCGGGAUUUAGCUUCACAAAAUGAUUCUAGUACUUCCUCAUUGAUAUCUUUCGCAGCCUCUUCAUCCAAAUUUACCUUAUUACUUCUUCCUCUUUUACAUAUCCCGCAUGCGCUGAUAUCUAUGGUGUUUGAUACCCUUACAAAUCCUGGAAAUACCAAUACAACAUCAACAUGGAAAUUAGCAACAUCCACCUCUUCUUCCUCCUUGGUUGAUGCUCCUUCUUCCCUUACUAGUAUGGUAGCUUGGACUUUCUUUUUCACUCUAGCAAAUAUGAUGGUUACUUGGUCAGGUGCUACUACCUCGGAUUCUCAACAACAACAACAACAACAACAGUACAAUCCAUCUUCUAGAUCUAGACGAUUAUCUUUACCUGGAAGUUACUCCACUUUAUUAGAUACCAUUCCAUACCCAUCUCAAUCAUGUGAAUCAUAUAACAAUAGAAUGAUCCGAUCCAGACGUCCAGCUCCAAUCAAUACAACGUUACAUAAUAAAAAGGCAUCCACUACACGUCGUACUCCUAUCAAACGAAAUGCAACAAGUUCAACAAGAAGACGGUAUCAUCAUUCCUCUCAUGCCUCCAUCACUGACAAAUCAUAUACCUUCACUAUUAGACGAUCUAGGAUACAACAACAACAGGAUGAGACUGAACACUCAAUGGAUAGAUUCAACCCUAGAAGACGUACAAUAACACAACAACAACAGCAGCAACAACAACAACAACAUCGUCCUACCAUGUCACGACGUUACUCUUUAUGAUUGAACUAUUUACUUUUUUUUUAUAUCUAUUUAUUUAUAUAUUGUUCUCCAUCAUUCUUUUUUUUUUUUU